Molecule: messenger RNA, 2281 nt
Organism: Fukomys damarensis (Damara mole-rat)
Lineage: Eukaryota; Metazoa; Chordata; Mammalia; Rodentia; Bathyergidae
Gene: Tmem209
Product: transmembrane protein 209
Exons: 15
Coding region: 95-1777 (560 amino acids)
Cellular component (GO): membrane
Source: RefSeq, a predicted model, not a curated record
CCGCUAAUUUGCCUGGGGUUCAGCCAAAGGACGAUGUGGCUCCUGUCCCGUCACUUGUACAGGAAGGGAGGAAAGAAGCGAUAGGGGUGACAAAAUGCAAGGCGAGGCAACCCCUAAAGAUUCCCUUAUUGACAGGACCAUUAAGAUGAGAAAAGAAACAGAAGCUAGGAAAGUGGUUUUAGCCUGGGGCCUCCUAAAUGUAUCUAUGGCUGGAAUGAUAUAUACUGAAAUGACUGGAAAAUUGAUUAGUUCAUAUUAUAAUGUGACAUACUGGCCCCUUUGGUAUAUUGAGCUUGCCCUUGCAUCUCUCUUCAGCCUUAAUGCCUUGUUUGAUUUUUGGAGAUAUUUCAAAUAUACUGUGGCACCGACAAGUCUCAUUGUUAGCCCCGGACAACAAACACUUUUAGGGAUGAAAACAACUGUUGUGCAGACUACUCCUCCACGUGAUCUAACAGCCACCCAGAUCCCUCCCUCUCCACCUUCCCCUUCGAUUCAGGGACAGAGUGUAUUGAGUUAUAGCCCAUCUCGCUCGCCAAGUGCUAGUCCCAAGUUCACCACCAGCUGUAUGACUGGAUACAGCCCUCAGCUGCAAAGCAUCUCCUCAGGUGGCAGUAGUUCUUACAGCUCUGGAGUGACCUACUCACCAGUCAGUGGUUAUAAUAAGUUGGCAAGCUUUAGCUCCUCUCCUCCUUCUUCAUACCCUACCACUGUUGGCCCAGUGGAGAGCAGUGGCUUGAGAUCCCGCUACCGUUCUUCACCCACUGUCUAUAACUCACCUACUGGUAAGGAGGACUACAUGACAGACCUGCGCACUCUGGACACUUUCCUCCGAAGUGAAGAAGAGAAACAGCACAGAGUUAAUCUGGGAAGCCCAGAUUCUACCUCUCCUUCCAACAGCCCUACUUUUUGGAACUACAAUCGUUCUAUGGGAGAUUAUGCACAGACUUUAAAGAAGUUUCAGUAUCAACUUGCCUGUCGGUCUCAGGCCCCCUCUGCUAACAAAGAUGAAGCUGAUCUCAGUUCUAAGCAAGCUGCGGAAGAGGUUUGGGCAAGAGUGACAAUGAACAGACAACUUCUUGAUCAUAUGGAUUCAUGGACAGCUAAGUUUAGAAAUUGGAUCAAUGAGACAAUAUUAGUGCCGCUUGUACAAGAGAUUGAGUCUGUCAGCACCCAGAUGAGACGAAUGGGUUGUCCAGAGCUGCAGAUAGGAGAGGCUAGUAUUACUAGCUUGAAACAAGCUGCCCUCGUCAAAGCCCCUCUCAUUCCGACUCUGAAUGCAAUUGUGCAGUAUCUAGACCUCACACCGAAUCAGGAGUAUUUGUUUGAAAGGAUCAAAGAACUUUCUCAAGGAGGCUGCAUGAGCUCAUUUCGAUGGAACAGAGGUGGAGACUUCAAAGGACGGAAGUGGGAUACUGACCUACCCACCGAUUCUGCUAUCAUCAUGCAUGUAUUUUGCACCUACCUCGAUUCCAGAUUACCUCCACACCCUAAGUACCCUGAUGGAAAAACAUUUACUUCUCAGCAUUUUGUGCAGACACCCAAUAAGCCAGAUGUUACAAAUGAGAAUGUUUUUUGCAUUUAUCAGAGUGCUAUCAACCCCCCACAUUAUGAGCUCAUCUACCAGCGUCAUGUGUACAAUCUUCCAAAGGGCAGAAAUAAUAUGUUUCAUACAUUAUUAAUGUUCCUCUAUAUUAUAAAGACAAAAGAGUCAGGAAUGCUUGGGAGAGUUAAUCUUGGUCUGUCUGGUGUAAAUAUUUUAUGGAUUUUUGGCGAGUAAUGGAUCAUUUAAUUCCAAAUGUUGGGGCUUUUAUUAAACCAGAAGAAGUUGGAUCUAAGCAUCUCUUAGCCACUGUCUCUUCUGAAAUAAGCUACAUAUGUAUGUGAGAGAUUUAACAGAAAAUGAGCUAGUAUACCAUUUUCUUGUGAAAAUAUGUCCUGUAUCUUCUGCUCCAAGGAAUGUGUAUCUUUCAAAAAUUUGAGUUGAUAAAAAGUCACAACACUGAACUGUUUUUUUAAUGCGAAAUUUGCGAUUUCUCUUGGUUAAAUAAAUGUAAUAGCUUUUUUCAUUGUAACCUCCAAAUAAGCAUUAUCCACCUGAUUCUUCCACUCAAAAAUGGAUUUUAGUUGUGUUAUUUAGCAGUGCACGUACUUAAAAGAAAACGUGCUGAUCUUAUCUCUGUAAUCCUCCAGUAAUCUGCAAAUCAAUCUAAAGCCUGUAUUUAAACAAAUGAAAUUAAUUUUUAAGUAAUGUUUUUAUGUUUUGUUUUGUUUUGUUUUGUUU